Trypanosoma cruzi is the source of this 886-nucleotide messenger RNA. RefSeq lists its product as uncharacterized. Gene Ontology annotation, molecular function: GTP binding; phosphatidic acid binding; phosphatidylinositol binding. The annotation marks the transcript as partial. Lineage: Eukaryota; Euglenozoa; Kinetoplastea; Trypanosomatida; Trypanosomatidae. The record is from RefSeq and is a predicted model, not a curated record. The transcript has a single exon.
AUGGGCUGCGGGGUGUCUCGCCAGCCUUUUAGCACGGAGCUGAGGCCGCUGCGUGCCACGAGGGAAUGUGCACCCGGUGGCUUUGAUUGUGCUGCCGGUUGUGGUGGCCACCCGAAACAAAUUACGGGCGAAUCCCACGAGAAUGGCAUUUCUUCGGAGCGCCCCUCACCUGAUGGAGGUUCUGCCACCAAAAGUGACUCACCGCCGCCUCGUUUUUCGGCUGCCGAAACCGUCGUUGGUGGCAACAGCCAUAGGGAUGACAGCAGAGAUGAAGUCAAAUUUUCUGUUGAGUGGAACCGUUCUGUUUCACCCGUGCCUGGUCUCUCCGAGUACGCAACGCUCCCAUUGCGUCAUGUACACAAGAAACUGAAGCACAAUCAUCGUGUGUUUAGAAUAUGCCUUACAGGUGGUCCUUGUGGGGGGAAGUCGACGCUUCUCACGCAGCUGCAGGCAAAGAUGCCACAGCGCACAGGGUACAAAGUCUUUUGUGUCCCAGAGGCGGCGACGCUGCUUGUAACGGGCGGCAUGGUUUGGAACAGUGACCUCAUUGAGGAGCAGCAGUUGGCACUUCUCCGCGUGCAAAUAGGUCUGGAGGAUCAGUUCUACAAUGUGGCGAUGGCUUCGGGAGCGCCAAGCAUUGUCAUCUCCGACCGUGGAACGAUGGAUGGAAGGGCGUUUUGCUCCGAAGAGAUUUUUGAACGGUUAUUGCGACGUUUGAAUGUAACACUAGAGACGCUACGAGAUCGCUACGAUGCGGUCAUCCACCUUGUGACCGCUGCCAGUGGCGCCAAAGAGUACUACAAUCUGGACAACCCAAGCCGCUAUGAAAAUGUUGAGGAGGCCGUUGAGUCUGAUAAGAAGCUGCGGCAGGUGUACGUUGGGCACC